This is a messenger RNA of Mirounga angustirostris (Northern elephant seal), 3127 nucleotides long. RefSeq names its product solute carrier family 9 member A2 (gene SLC9A2). Lineage: Eukaryota; Metazoa; Chordata; Mammalia; Carnivora; Phocidae. The transcript is spliced from 12 exons. Gene Ontology annotation, molecular function: sodium:proton antiporter activity; potassium:proton antiporter activity. Gene Ontology annotation, cellular component: plasma membrane. The record is from RefSeq and is a predicted model, not a curated record. Bases 235 to 2673 code for a protein of 812 amino acids. Gene Ontology annotation, biological process: sodium ion import across plasma membrane; potassium ion transmembrane transport; proton transmembrane transport.
UCGGCGGCGGAGGGCGGCUGAGGGUGCGCGCCCGGCCAGGCGGUGUGCCCGUUCGCAGCGGGGACCGAGCCGUCGGCUGCAGAGACCCGGCCCCGCGGCGGGCGGCGGGCCGCGGGCGGCGGAUCUCGGCUCCGCACUGUGCGCGGCCGAGCGGGCGGCGCUGCCCGGGAGCGAUGCGCUGAGCGCACGGAGGGCCGAGCGCGGGGCUCGCAGGCGGCGCGGGGAGUCGACCCCAUGGAGCUCGCGGGCACCGGGCGGAGCCUGCGGGCGCCGCCGCCGCCGCUGCUGCUGCUGCUGCUCCUGCAGGUGGCCGGGCCGGCGGGCACCCUGGCUGAGACCCUGCUGGACGCGUCGAGGGCCAUGGGCGCCAGCUCCAGCCCGCCCAGCCCCGCGAGCGUGGUGGCUCCCGGAACGACGCCGUUCGAGGAGAGUCGCCUGCCAGUGUUCACCCUGGAUUACCCCCACGUGCAGAUCCCCUUCGAGAUCACCCUGUGGAUCCUGCUGGCCUCCCUGGCUAAGAUAGGCUUCCAUCUGUAUCACAAGUUGCCCACAAUAGUGCCUGAGAGCUGCCUCCUUAUAAUGGUUGGCCUGCUGCUAGGAGGGAUUAUUUUUGGGGUCGAUGAAAAGUCCCCCCCCGCAAUGAAGACUGAUGUGUUUUUCUUGUAUCUCCUCCCACCCAUCGUGCUCGACGCAGGCUAUUUCAUGCCUACUCGCCCAUUCUUUGAGAACUUUGGCACCAUUUUCUGGUAUGCUGUGGUAGGGACCCUUUGGAAUUCCAUUGGCAUUGGGGUGUCUUUGUAUGGUAUCUGCCAAAUUGAAGCCUUUGGCCUGAGUGACAUCACUCUGCUCCAGAAUCUGCUCUUUGGCAGCUUGAUCUCAGCUGUGGACCCAGUGGCUGUGCUCGCCGUCUUCGAGAACAUUCACGUCAACGAGCAGCUCUACAUCCUGGUCUUUGGAGAGUCCCUGCUGAAUGAUGCAGUGACAGUGGUCCUGUACAACUUGUUCAAGUCUUUUUGCCAGAUGAAAACCAUUGAGACCAUUGACGUGUUUGCUGGAAUUGCAAACUUCUUUGUUGUGGGAAUUGGUGGGGUGUUGAUUGGCAUCUUCCUGGGAUUUAUAGCGGCAUUUACUACUCGGUUCACGCAUAACAUCCGAGUGAUUGAGCCACUCUUUGUCUUCCUGUACAGUUAUUUGUCCUAUAUAACAGCCGAAAUGUUUCACCUCUCAGGUAUCAUGGCAAUCACUGCUUGUGCAAUGACGAUGAAUAAGUAUGUGGAAGAAAACGUAUCUCAGAAGUCGUACACCACCAUCAAGUAUUUCAUGAAGAUGCUGAGCAGCGUCAGCGAGACCCUGAUCUUCAUCUUCAUGGGCGUGUCCACCGUCGGGAAGAACCAUGAGUGGAACUGGGCCUUCGUGUGCUUCACUCUUGCCUUCUGUCUGAUCUGGCGAGCGCUGGGUGUCUUUGUCCUGACUCAGGUCAUCAACUGGUUCCGGACGAUCCCCCUGACCUUUAAGGACCAGUUCAUCAUCGCCUAUGGAGGGCUCCGAGGUGCCAUCUGCUUUGCGCUGGUGUUUCUCCUCCCGGCUGCUGUGUUUCCCCGGAAGAAGCUGUUCAUUACAGCGGCCAUUGUUGUCAUAUUCUUUACUGUCUUCAUCCUGGGAAUUACUAUCCGACCACUGGUGGAAUUUCUCGAUGUUAAGAGGUCCAAUAAGAAACAGCAAGCGGUCAGUGAAGAAAUCCAUUGCCGGUUUUUUGAUCAUGUGAAGACUGGGAUUGAAGAUGUUUGUGGACAUUGGGGUCACAACUUUUGGAGAGACAAGUUUAAGAAGUUCGAUGACAAAUACCUGCGGAAGCUUUUGAUUCGGGAAAACCAACCCAAGUCAAGCAUUGUGUCUUUGUAUAAAAAGCUGGAAAUAAAACAUGCCAUCGAGAUGGCGGAGACGGGGAUGAUAAGCGCGGUUCCUUCCUUUGCCUCUCUGAAUGAUUGUCGUGAAGAAAAAAUAAGGAAGCUCACACCUGGUGAAAUGGAUGAAAUUCGAGAAAUAUUAUCCAGAAAUCUCUAUCAAAUCCGUCAGCGAACUUUGUCCUACAACAGACACAAUCUGACGGCCGACACAAGUGAGCGACAAGCCAAGGAGAUUCUGAUCAGACGGAGGCACAGUUUGCGAGAAAGUAUCAGGAAAGACAGCAGCUUGAACCAGGAACGCAGGGCUUCCACUUCAACCUCUCGAUAUUUGUCCUUACCAAAAAACACAAAGCUUCCAGAAAAGCUACAAAAGAAAAAGAAUAUGUCUAAUGCAGGCGGCAAUAGCAGCGACUCAGAGACAGAUGCUGGGACCACCGUCCUCAAUUUGCAGCCCCGAGCAAGGUGCUUCUUGCCAGAACAGUUCUCAAAGAAAGCCCCACAGCCCUAUAAGAUGGAAUGGAAGAACGAGGUUGACGUUGAUUCCGGACAGGGGCAGCCUUGUACCCCUCCAGCUCCCCACAGCAAAGAGGGAGGCACCCCAACCCCAGGCAUGCUGCGGCAGCCCCUUCUCUCCAAAGGCCAAUUUGGCCCAGCGCAGGAAGACCGUGGGACUGAAGGCAUCCGACCCAAGCCGCCACCCAGGCUGGUCCGAAGGGCAUCGGAACCCGGCAACCGGAAAGCCCGAUUUGGAAGUGAGAAGCCUUAAUGGAAAUGGCCAAAGCAGGCCUGGGGUGACUGACCCGGCAUGGCUGGGGCUUGUUACUUUGAAACCUGACACAACAGUGGGAUCCAUUUAAUAGCCUCUAUGCAUCUAAAUACUUUCUUUGGGUAGUAGAGUCAUGCCAUUGAUUGACCGGAUGAAUGCUUAACCCAAGAAGAGGAAAAUCAAAGAAAAAAGCCCCAUAAAAUGCCUUUUAUGACUUCUCGCCAGCAGUUGUAUUCUUUGCAAGCCUAAAGAAAAAAAAUUGUGUGCCUUUAUUGAACUUGAAUGACAGAACUUGAAAUUUUGAACACACCCGUGUUGGUGAAAAUUUUAAUAUAUACAUACAUGCCUCAAAUUUUAUUUAUGGAAACCCUAUGUAUAUCUGUAAUCACUUUUUAAGCAAAGGGCGCUAAAAAUGCUCCACAUCUUUCCAAGGCAUAAAGGAGGAUGGUGGACC